Messenger RNA from Papilio machaon (common yellow swallowtail), 6651 nucleotides. Its product is annotated as neuroblastoma-amplified sequence. Lineage: Eukaryota; Metazoa; Arthropoda; Insecta; Lepidoptera; Papilionidae. The coding region runs from base 106 to 6651 and encodes 2181 amino acids. Gene Ontology annotation, cellular component: Dsl1/NZR complex; endoplasmic reticulum membrane. Gene Ontology annotation, molecular function: SNARE binding. Gene Ontology annotation, biological process: retrograde vesicle-mediated transport, Golgi to endoplasmic reticulum. The record is from RefSeq and is a predicted model, not a curated record. The transcript is spliced from 41 exons.
UACCGUGCAAUACUGUAGUGACUGUCGGGUUUAUAAUGAAUUUUAUUAAAAUAAUCAGAAAAAUAACCAUUAAGUUGUAAUUUAUCGGUGUUACAUGUAGAAGAGAUGGCAGAAAGUAAAUCUAUUUUACACGAACUCUAUGUGUUUUCCGAAUGGAAACCAGAACCAGAAUAUUUACAAAAAAACGACAGUAUUUUGCCGGAAAAUAUCUCAGCACUUUGGCGAUGGUUUAAAUUUUUUGGUCCUAAGAAAAGUCUUAUUGAUAGUGUUACAGCACAUAAGGAGAAACAGCAGAAGUGGCACAUUGCACUUGGAGAUGAGGGUAAAGUGAUAGCGGUGCUCACUGACAAUAUCUUAGAAAUCAGAACUAAACGGUCAGAAUAUGCGACUAUUGCAGCUAGAACUACAGUGAGUCGUGAUGGAUAUGCACAGUGGCGUAAGUUGGUGUGGAGUCCUGACUGCUCAUUCUUGGUGCUUGCCUAUGGCAAUGGAAUAGUCAGCUUUUUUGACCUCACCGCCUCAAAUCUCUUCAACAUUCCAGCUGAUUGUGCAAGGCCAGGUGGACUGGAGUGCACAGAUAACACUCAUGCAGUAUCUGACAUUAUAUUUAUGCCACUCAGGGUUAAGGAUACUAAAUGGAACUGGGAGGUGCUUGUGGUGACUUUCGACGGUCGAUUGCGUGGCUACGUGGUCUCGCAGACGGAGGGCUUCAAGUUGCGGCACAGUUUCCGUUUCCCCGCGGGUGUCGCCGCGCUGGCAUACUGCCCGCCGCACGACGCUCUGUACGUCGCGGGUGUGCCCAGGAAUACUAAGGAUUCGUCGUCGCCGCUAAGUGCAGGUAUAACGGCGUGGCGCAUCCUGAACGAGGAGCCAUUCUACAAGUUGUCAGUUGUGUCCGACCAGCUUGAAACGCAACUCAACAAUGAAAGGUUCAACCUCUACAUACCUUUCAUCACCUCUAAGAAUAUGAACUUCAUAGUGCGCAUGGAGGUAUCUGGGGAUAGCAGUAAGGUGGUUUGCGUUCACUGCAAUGGUGAGGUGUCGGUGUGGCGACUGCCGCUGCUGCGCUUGCUGCACCGCUGGCCGCUGGCCCGCCAGCCCUCACACCACCUGCGCAGCCCCCUGCACCCCCCGCACCCCCCGCACACACUCGCACGCAAUAAGCACAGCGACCCCGCGCUCUACUACCCCGCAGAUGUCAACUGGUGGACCAAUGAGGAGAUAAUAUUGUCGCGGUUCAGCGGCGCGGUGAGCGUCUGCGGUAUACAGGACAUGGAGAACAUCCUCGGCAACCAGCCCGAGUUCUUCCAGGGCACGCCGCAGGUGACACGCGCCCACGAAGGCGCAUUCAUGGUGCUGGAGUGCGAGUCCAAUGUGUUGCCUGCCAAGAAGUCCACCAGCGAUGAAACUAUGGAGGUUGUCAAAGUGGAAGAGGAUGUGGACGACUCAAUGCUGGAGCUGACUAAGGAGUUGUUCAAGACGGUGCUAUUCGCCAUCACCGACAUGGAGACCUUCCAACCCAAACCCAAGAAGAUCACAGUUGUGUCCCGAGUGUACAGGCUACUGGGAGUCAAGAGUACCACACCAACUGAACUGUUUUCCAGAAAGAUCGAGAGUGGAAAUUAUUCGGAUGCGCUGUCUCUGGCGGAGCAGUUCGGACUGGACAGCGACCUCGUGUACCAGCAGCAGUGGAGGAAGAACCCCGUCUCUACUGACGCCAUCAACAACUAUCUGAGCAAAGUGUCAAAGAAGAUCUGGGCGGUGCACCAGUGUGUGGACCGGCUGCCGGAGACGUUGCCCGCCGCCCACGACCUGUUGCACUUCGGGCUGCAGCUCACCAACGAGAGGAUACUCGAUGAAAUCAAUAAAGAGCGUGGUGAAGAUAAGUUAAAGGACCCGGAGGACAUUACGCUGGAGGACCUGAACGCGUACACGAGUGAAAUGCUGCGUUGCCGACACGUCAUGCUCUUCUACAAGGAGAGGCUGCGUCUGUACGAGUCAAUAUUAAAAUGUGAGAAGUCAACUUACAACAAAGAGGAGUACGACUGCCUUCGCAGCAACAGUAUAGUGCACAGCGCGGUCGAGAUAGCUAAAGAAGGCCGCAUCGAAGCCCUGACCUGCCUCUGGCCGCACAUCCGCACCGUACAAAUGCAGCUGACGGUGCUCGACAACCUGCCCGAGACCAUCAACCCUCUCGACUUCCAGCACAUCUUACCCACCACGCACCCCCUACAGUUGUUCGAACAUAGACCCCCAGUCAAAGUUGAACCACUCGAGAUUGAGAAGGAUUGGUGCAGGAAACAGAUCUUCAGAUCAAUCUGGAGCUCCAACUGGUCGGAGGACACAACUCCUGAGACGGAGUCAGCAAGCGAGGAGUUCGUUGACUACGGGGUGUGGUACGAACGUCGAGCACGCGAUAUAGAAGCACGCAGCGGACUCGCCUCGCACGCACUAGCACUAGUCACACUCGCGGCCAUCGGCGGUGGAGUCAAGGGCCUCGACAAUAUACUCUUCCAUCUCCUGACCCUCAGCACUCUGCUCUACGACAUCAAUGUGGAAGGGGUCACGCUCAGUGACCUUGAGAAGAUGUCCCCGCUUGAGACUUGCAAGAUGCUCAUGAAAAUGUCGACGCCGGAGAACUUCGUGGCGGAUGUGAAGCAAUUCGUGGUGCCGUUUUUGAAGCGGUACGAGAACCUGACGCAGCGCGCCGGCACCUGCCUCGGCGGCAUCAUCGACUUCUUGGAGAGCGUCAGCAUUGACGACCUCUCAUAUAUACUGCUCGUGCUGCAGUCCCCUAAAGAGUUCGAGCUGGAUGUACGCACUCACAUCGAGCUGGCGGAACGCUGUCUGUUCGCGCACAACGGCACCGACCAACUCGACAUGGCCGUAGACCUCCUCAAUAACAUCCUCAAGGAGACUGACGGCACGAUCAGCAGCAGCGAGCUGGUGCGGCGCGUGUCGGCUCUGGAGCGGCUGGUGGGCGGGGCGACGCGCGCAGCUUGGCGCGGCGUGCGCGUGCCACUGCGUGAUCUGCGCGACAUGCUCGGAGAUGCGCGCGCAGCGCAAAGACUGCUGGCGAGACUAGCGCGCACUCUGCCGCAAGGAGAAGAGAAACCAACGCCGCAAGACUGGGAAUCUCUCCUCAAAGAUAUUCUGGAACUUCAAGCAACGUUGUUUGACUGUGUUACCAAGGAGCAGUGCUAUGAGAUAUACUCUUCCGCGCUGCUGGCGUCAGGUGAGGCGGCAAGUGUUCGUCUCGCGGCGUCUGCCCUGACGUGUGCGCGUGCGCAGCCCCGCCCUCCGCCCGCACUGCCCUACGCGCGCUCCGUACAGCUCGUGCUAGACUCAUCCAAAGAGUACUUCAACUCAGCAUCCUCUCUCACUGAUCCAGCUUUGGAGCUAGCGAAAUGCUGCCUAUCAUUGAUAGAAGACGAAAAUGAAGAUAUAAAGAAAGAGAUAGAUCUCAUCAGUGCACUCAGUCUAUUGAGCAGUUUUGGACUAACGAUCCUUCCUAUACAAGUUCGUCUCUGUGAAGACAGAAUGUUGUUGAUAAAGGAAUGUCUGACUCUAAACCGUAACGCCUUCCUCGCCAGUCACAAGUUGCUCGAUUUAGCUAAACUGCUCAGAAUUGCCGGAGAUGAUGAGAUUGCACGCGAGGGUCUGGUGCUGCAGCUGGUGGGUGAGCAGGCGCUAGGUGCUGGUGGUGCAGGUGGUGCGGCGUGUGCGGCUGCGGCACGACGGUUGGCCGCACUGCGGUACGCGCCAGCCGCACCAUUGCUGGCCGAUGCCGCAAAGCGCGUGCACGCACACGCAGACCUAGACGAGCGUCGCGCUCUGCUAGCAGCCGCCGCAGCACACGCAGCACCCUCGGACCUCGAGACAGUACUUUGUGACCGUUUGAAUCUGGAAAUAGAAAACCUGCAGCAGACCGGCGUCGGCCUGGCGGACCAGAUGAAGCUGGCUACUCGUCGCCAAUCCGCAGAUGAAGAGUUUGCCGACGCUGUCACCACUCCAAUCAUCGAAAAGAAAGAUCUCGUGCCUCAAAAAGUCCCAAUAUUUAAUUACCUUAUUGAAACAUUCCGUGAUAAAUUAAACUUAAGUGACAACAAAGAGUCAUCUGAAGAGGUAAUAGAGCGUAGCGUACAUUGUCCGGAGUUCUACCGCUGCUUGUACCCGGAGCACGGCGUCUGCAGCACACAGUACGGCUACGAGCGGUUCUCCUUACCCACGCCCCCCGCCAGCCUCGGCCGCACUCUGCUCGCCUGGUACUACACGCACUCAGCACUGCACGACAACGCCAAUCUACAGCUUGAGGCUGACGUGCUGGAGAAAUGUGGCGAGGAGAUGUUAUACAAGGACACUCCGCUGAGCGUGGCGUGCCUGGUGCGCGCGGCAGGUGGUGCGGGGCGACUGGCGCGCGCGCAUCACACACCAGCCGCCGCCAGUGCCGCGCUCUAUGCCACGCUGCUGCAAUGCAACUCAUCGGAACUCAAGGACAAUGUCUAUCUUGCUCAACCUAAACAGAUGGCUCGCAGCACAUUAAAGGAGAGGAAUGCCACGGAGGAGCAGCUGGCCACCAUCAGGUCAUGCCUGGAGCAGCUAGCCGGUGUGCUGGAUGUGCAGCGUAUGCGCGACUUCGGAGUUAACGUUAACGGACUGCUGUUUGGCGCGGAUCCCGACUAUAGGCGGGAAAUUAUUUACAGGCUCGCUAGGAGUACAGAGGAGGCGCAGGUGCGGCUGGCGUGUGCGCUGGCACGCCGACACGCACUCGACGAGUUGGACGUAUGGCUGACACACGCUGCGCAUGCGCGCGCCGACACACGCCUCAUCAACCUCAUGCCUGACAACCAGCCUGAUGCACACACACGUAUAAAAGAAGCGCUAUGGGAGGUGUGUGAGGGCUCAGAGCACAGCGAGCUGCUGGCUAUACUGGGUCUGCUGCAGCGUGUGGACGACCGCCCUCACAUACACGGUCUCACCGCACAGGAGCACAUCAAACUGAUCAAGAAAGCCAAGGCCGCCUCAUCAGAGCUGGACUACAAGUUACUGCUGAGGCAGCCGUCUGCGCAGGAGUUGACAGAUCACCUGCUGGGCAUCUUGCGGCCGGAGAACGUGGGCAUGGUGGGCAAGUUCUUGCGCACAUUGCCGCCCGCCAUCAAACUGCCUCUCUCCGUCAACUCACUCUAUACCACCUGGCUCACUAAACACUUCUUUAGUGUAGGUGCUAACGCGAGCAGCAAGAAGUGGAUGCAGCAGUACCGGCAAUGUUCCAGCUACUUCAACAAGCUGGCCAAAGACGACCUGCUGAGAUUCCUCAACGACACCUGCUUCAGCUCAGACGCCGUUAAACGUGUACCUGCAGGAACUAGAAAUUUAAUGCUAAUGCAAGCUGUGGACUACUGCCAACAGGAGCAGGAAAACGACUACAAGUUUAGUAAGAACGAGCAGUCAUGGUGCCAGGUGGGGGAGGAGGUGACGAGAUGGGCGCGCUUCCUGGACAACUACCACUCUGCAGCUGUACAGGCGCUGCGCCAAGCCAGCGAUAUACCUGAAGACCAUGGCUGGACUGAGCUGGAGAUGAGUCACGGGGAGAUGGAGAGUGCGGCGUGCGCGCUGAGCUCGCUGGUGGCGGGCGGAGUGCGCUCAGCCUCACUCCUCUCACUGCUGCACUGUCUGCAUCUCGACCUCACACCGCAUCAAGUCUGCAACCACAUGAUCUCACACCAUACUGACGACCUACAAUCAAUUGAGGUGUUAGUGAACCGAGUGUGCCAGUACCAUAAGGAGGGGGUGAAGUUCCCUGAGGAAGUGGUGAGUGAGCUGGUGCGACGUGCGGAGGCGCUGCAGCUGCCGCCCCACAGACAGCUGGGCCUGCUGGCGCUGGGCCGGCGCACGCGCACACCGCAUCUUGCGCACCUCGCUCACUCCACCGCUGCGCUGCUGCGCAAUGAGUGGCCAGAUCAAGAAUACGCACAACAACUUACAGAUGAUCAGUUGCUGUCGGAGGAAGGUCGUCGUGAUGUGUUCAGCAAGUUCAUGUCGCUGUCUGAUUCGUGGCAGAAGAAGAAGGCACUCGUCGAUGUCCUCAACUGCUGGCCUCCAACCAAAGAACAAGACGGCAGGAGCUUGCACUGCGAGUACGUGAACGCGCUACUGAACUCCACGGACCAGGUUGAAGCGCUCGUACUCAUCAAAUUGCUGCUGCGAGAGCCUAUACUGGACGACGAGGAGGUGCAGUGGUUGUGCGAGAGUGCACCAGAAAAUGGCGCGCUAUGCGGCAUUUGGCUCGCGCUGCUCAAUCGUUGUGAACACACACCGCGCCUCGUGUUGUUGCUACUGGACCGGCACAAGGAAUGGGUGAAAAAACAAGAAAUAGAAGAUGAUCUCAUGGAGGAAUUACUCGACAAUGAUAUGUUCAUUCCACUCGUACCCACUGUUCUGUACACCCACAUCAUCAACUAUAUAAUCAACAAGGACGCAACCAAAGAUGAACUUAACACAUACACAGUUAGCUGGGCGAUAGAUCAACUGAAGAAAGCCAACUACAUCGCUGAAGCUGGGCAACUGCAGCUAUUACACAUCGGAGUGCCCGCGCCUCUUAGAGGUUUCACACAAUCUGUGCUAUAUUUUAAGAAUAUUCUUAAUCAGUAA